AUGUCUUCUGCUUUAGAAGAAAGGGAAGAACAGAGUUUAAAAUGUUUUAUAUGCAAUAUAAAAGUUACUACUCGUUCGUCAUACGAUAUUUAUUGUACAUUUAUGCCUCAAAGAGACCUGUUGUUAAUAGAUGUUAUGUCAAAAAUACUUAAAAAGGUUUUGAAUCCCUCUCUUAUGAGAAGCUCUGUAUUGUGUCGAAGGUGUUUUACACUUUUUGAUGAGUUGGAUCAGAUAUCUACACGUUUCAAAAAGCUUCAAACUGACAUUAUUAAACGUUACACUUCUACAUGUGUUGAAUAUAAAGACGCUACUGAUUUUAAUGUUGUUGAUAGUAUGGUUCAAACAAAAAUUGUUGAACUUUCACAGAGUGAACUAAAAAAUGAUGAUACAUCUUUUAAUGAUGAUGAUGAUGAAAAUAGCGAAAAAUCAUCCGUUGCUCUAAAUGAGAUUGUUGAGAAUAUCAUAAAUAGCAUACAAGCUGAUGAAACUAUGGACAACGAUGACAAUUCUAAAGAUUGUACUUCUGAUACUGCAGAAGAUAAAAUUCUACUUGAUAAAAAUGAUACAGGACAUAUGGACACAGUAGACAUCAAGCAUAUAGUAGACAUCAAGCCCACAGUAGACAUCAAGCCCCCAGCAGAACUAAUAAGUGAAACAAAAUCAAAGAAACAAAGUGUUGCCAGUGUUGGUAUUAAUUACAAAUGUGAGAACUGUGAUGUUUCUUUUGAACGAGCUUUUGAUUUAAAGAAUCAUUUUAACAUGGUUCACCAAAGUCCAAAACUUUUCUUUUGUUCAUCUUGUGAUAUAAGCUAUUCAACCAAACAAGCAUUAAACAAUCAUUUGUCCAAAGAGCAUACGACUUUGGAUAAAGAGUCUAUUAAUGAUCAAGUUGAUUUAAUUUCUCCAACUAUUAAAACUGAAAAUGAAACCUCCCAAUGUGCUGAUACAGGUUCUAUCAUAGACACUGAAGCUAAUACUGAUUAUUUAAAUCAGUCUCCUCAAGGUGUGAUAAUUGAUGUUAAACCUGAUUUUUCUAUUGAUAAUAGCAUGUACUUGGAGGAAAUUGUACAGGAAGAGAUUGGAGACGAUGAUUUUGAAUGGAAAGAAGAUCAGCAAAUUAACUAUAUCGAAGAAAACAUCAUCGAAGAUAAUUUAAGUGCAGUGGACGAAGCUAGAGCUCCUUCAUCAGGAUCAGAAAAAUCUGAUAAUAAAUUAAAAAAAGGACGAAACAAAAGGGGUGGUUCGCGUUCUGGUGAACGCGCGUGUUUACCAGCUAUACAUAGUUGUGUACUUUGUGACAAAAAAUGGAGGACAGUGACAGAGUUAAAAUCUCAUAUACAAUCACACAGUGGUUUGAGGCCUUAUGUUUGUGAGAUUUGUGGUCAAGCCUAUAAAAUGAAAAAAGCUUUAGAUGUGCACAUUGGAAUGCACAAUGGCAUACAUCCUUUUACUUGUGAAUACUGUAAUAAGUCUUUUACACAAAAAGUUGGUCUACAAAAACAUAUUCCCAUUCAUACUGGAUAUACACGGUUUCAAUGUGAUUUGUGUGGGAAGCGGUUUAUUCAUCAAAAAAGUUUUCACAUACAUACAAUGACUCAUACAGGUGAAAAACAUGUUAAAUGUUCUGAAUGUGGUUUGGCUGUUUUAUCUCAAUCACAUCUUAAGCGACAUUUAAGAGUCCACACUGGAGAGCGACCAUAUGCUUGUCCAAUAUGUGGGAAACGUUUUGCAGAAAAGUAUAACAUGAACGCUCAUGUGCAUAUUCACAAUAAUAAUGGAGGAAUUGGGCCUAAGAGAAACAGAAAUCAUGUAUGUCCAUUGUGUGGUAUGAGUUAUGAUCGAAAACACAAACUUGAAUAUCAUUUAUCUUCAGCGCAUAACAAAAUUGAUAAUAAGCCUUUUCUAGAUAUAGAAUUAGUGCAAGUACAACGACCAAAAAUUGAAUACUUUCAAGAAAAUUCUGAAGGUAACCAAAUCAUAACUGUGGAUAAAAAUGAUAUUGAUCACAAUAGUGGCACUGCAAUGAUCACAGUGAGUGGUGUCAAAGUUCCAAUAUCCUUAGAUGGUGCUCCACUUAUGGUUGCUACAAUGCCACCGCCAGAUCAUCCGAUCAGCCUUGUAACACACAACAUACCAGCUGCAGGUUCUCUUCUCACUUACAGGCCAUCAAACACAAAUAAUAAUAAUGAUCAACAGUUGGCUGAUAGUUCACAGAACUCAUAUAUGUCACAAAAUCCCGUUACAAUAGAAUUGUCUUAA
This is a messenger RNA of Macrosiphum euphorbiae (potato aphid), 2259 nucleotides long. NCBI's taxonomy places the organism in Eukaryota, Metazoa, Arthropoda, Insecta, Hemiptera, Aphididae. The record is from the annotation of a GenBank genome assembly.